AUGAAGACACGAAUCCUUCACGUCCCGGUCACGGGCAAAGAUGACUCUGCUCUGGGACACUGGGCGGACACACUACCCGAUGGACGGCCGGAUCUCAGUCACUGGGUUGUUGCUGGGGAGGAUCAACCCAACGAAACCAGCAACGGCACCACAGGCACCAACGACACCAACAAUGGCACCAGCACUUCAAACGAAAUACUCACCCCCCUCCGCGAAGCAGCCCACCUCCUCCGCACCAGCGCCAUCCCCGUAGCCUUCCCAACCGAAACGGUCUACGGCCUGGGCGCGGACGCCACGCGCUCAGACGCCGUCCGCGGGAUCUACACGGCGAAAGGCCGGCCGUCGGAUAACCCGCUGAUUGUGCACGUUUGUGAUUUGGAUAUGUUACGGGGGUUGGUUCGGCCCGGGUGGACCAGGAAGACGACAAACCCAGGAACAGAGUCAGGACCAGAAGAAGAAGACGACCCCAUCCCCGCAAUCUACCACCCCCUCAUCCGCGCCUUCUGGCCCGGUCCCCUAACCAUCCUCCUCCCCUUACCAGCUCCCACUAUCACUCCUACUCCUACUACUAACCCCCUCGCCCCCGAAGUAACCUCCACACUCCCCACCUUCGGCGCCCGCCUCCCCUCCUCUUCUCUAGCUCGCACCCUCAUCCGCCUCACAUCCCGUCCCCUCGCAGCCCCAAGCGCCAACGCCUCCACCCGUCCCUCACCCACCACAGCCCAGCACGUCUACGACGACCUACACGGGAAAAUCGAACUGGUGCUCGAUGGCGGGGCGUGUGAGGUCGGAGUGGAGAGUACAGUUGUUGAUGGACUGUGUGUGCCGCCGGUGGUGUUGCGGCCGGGGGGG
Molecule: messenger RNA, 852 nt
Organism: Dichotomopilus funicola
Lineage: Eukaryota; Fungi; Ascomycota; Sordariomycetes; Sordariales; Chaetomiaceae
Product: Threonylcarbamoyl-AMP synthase
Exons: 1
Biological process (GO): regulation of translational fidelity
Cellular component (GO): cytoplasm
Molecular function (GO): nucleotidyltransferase activity; double-stranded RNA binding; tRNA binding
Source: RefSeq, a predicted model, not a curated record